Molecule: messenger RNA, 1293 nt
Organism: Peromyscus eremicus (cactus mouse)
Lineage: Eukaryota; Metazoa; Chordata; Mammalia; Rodentia; Cricetidae
Gene: Tollip
Product: toll interacting protein
Exons: 6
Coding region: 132-956 (274 amino acids)
Biological process (GO): ubiquitin-dependent protein catabolic process
Cellular component (GO): cytoplasm
Molecular function (GO): ubiquitin conjugating enzyme binding; ubiquitin binding
Source: RefSeq, a predicted model, not a curated record
CUGUCAGCUGACUGAGGAGCAGAUUGCCUCGCGGGACAACGGUCGGCGACGCAGGCUGUGGUGGGGGCGGAAGGGCUCUCCCGGCGGGUCUCUGUGCGGUCGGCGAGGCACAGGGCCGCCGCCGCAGCACCAUGGCGACCACCGUCAGCACGCAGCGCGGGCCGGUGUACAUUGGUGAACUCCCCCAAGACUUCCUCCGUAUAACGCCCACACAGCAGCAGCAGCAGAUCCAACUGGAUGCCCAGGCAGCCCAACAGCUGCAGUAUGGAGGAGCAGUUGGCACUGUGGGCCGCCUCAGCAUUACUGUAGUACAGGCAAAAUUGGCAAAGAAUUACGGCAUGACUCGCAUGGACCCAUAUUGCCGCCUGCGUCUGGGCUAUGCUGUUUAUGAAACUCCCACAGCACACAACGGUGCCAAGAACCCUCGCUGGAACAAGGUCAUCCAGUGCACGGUGCCCCCAGGUGUGGACUCGUUCUACCUUGAGAUCUUCGAUGAGAGAGCCUUCUCCAUGGACGAUCGCAUAGCUUGGACCCACAUCACCAUCCCUGAGUCCCUGAAGCAAGGCCAAGUGGAGGAUGAGUGGUAUAGCCUGAGUGGGAGGCAGGGCGAUGACAAGGAGGGCAUGAUCAACCUGGUCAUGUCCUACACGUCUCUCCCAGCUGCCAUGAUGAUGCCACCUCAGCCUGUGGUCCUGAUGCCAACUGUGUACCAGCAGGGUGUCGGCUAUGUGCCCAUUGCAGGGAUGCCUGCCGUCUGCAGCCCUGGCAUGAUGCCUGUGGCCAUGCCCCCACCAGCUGUGGCUCCUCAGCCCCGCUGUAAUGAGGAGGACCUCAAGGCUAUCCAGGACAUGUUUCCCAACAUGGACAGAGAAGUAAUCCGCUCCGUGCUUGAAGCCCAGAGAGGGAACAAGGAUGCUGCCAUCAAUUCCUUGCUGCAAAUGGGUGAAGAGUCCUAGACCCACCGUGGCCCUUGGCUUCACACCACUGACCCUUGGACUUGCCCACCCAAGGCUCCCCAGGGUCACCAUCCCCAAAAGAUUCCAAUGAAAGAUCAUCCACGUACCCCUUCCUUGGACAUCUGUGCCGCUCCUUCCCACCUACUUUGGGGAUGCAUGUGGAUUUUUGGUUCUAGGCAGGCAGUCCUCUUCAUUGUUGGUGGGGGACAGCUUCCUCCUUGUCUCUAGUUGGGUGAUGGUGGCAUGGCCCUGUUACUGCACAGACCAGUGGUCUUGCAUCUCCCUUCCUCACCCUAUUCUGGAAAGCAUUCUUACAGAAAGCAGCUGCCCCUGCCAA